Messenger RNA from Peromyscus californicus insignis, 3739 nucleotides. It is a transcript of the gene Gpcpd1, whose product is annotated as glycerophosphocholine phosphodiesterase 1. Gene Ontology annotation, biological process: glycerophospholipid catabolic process. The transcript has 21 exons. Lineage: Eukaryota; Metazoa; Chordata; Mammalia; Rodentia; Cricetidae. The record is from RefSeq and is a predicted model, not a curated record. Gene Ontology annotation, molecular function: glycerophosphocholine phosphodiesterase activity; starch binding. Bases 198 to 2237 code for a protein of 679 amino acids.
CCCCGUGGGGGGUGGGCUGGCAGUUUCGUCUAGGGCAGCUGAAACCGGUUUGAGAGGCGGCAGUAGCUGGGCUCCGCGCUGCCCCGGGCCACCUAAGGGAGCGCUGGCGAGGCGCUGACGCUCGGCUCAGUCGGCCGCGGCCCAGGUCUCGGCGCGGCGCGGCUCGGCAGCAGAAAUUCUAAAAUAAAUCCAUCAGAAUGACACCUUCUCAGGUCACCUUUGAAAUAAGAGGAACUCUUUUACCAGGAGAGGUUUUUGCAAUAUGUGGAAGCUGUGAUGCCCUGGGAAACUGGAAUCCUCAAAAUGCUGUGGCUCUUCUUCCAGAGAACGAGACAGGAGAAAGUAUGUUAUGGAAAGCAACGAUUGCUCUCAGUAGAGGAAUAUCAAUUCAGUACCGCUACUUCAGAGGGUGCUUUUUAGAACCAAAGACUAUCGGUGGUCCAUGUCAAGUCAUAGUUCACAAGUGGGAGACUCAUCUACAACCACGAUCAAUAACCCCUUUAGAAAGCGAAAUCAUUAUUGAUGAUGGACAAUUUGGAAUCCACAAUGGUGUUGAAACACUGGAUUCUGGAUGGCUCACAUGUCAGACUGAAAUAAGAUUACGUCUGCAUUAUUCUGAGAAACCUCCUGUCUCAAUUACCAAGAAAAAAUUCAAAAAGUCUAGAUUUAGGGUAAAGCUUACACUAGAGGGUCUGGAGGAAGAUGAUGAUGAUAAGGUAUCUCCCACUAUUCUUCACAAAAUGUCCAACAGCCUGGAGAUAUCCUUAAUAAGUGACAAUGAGUUCAAGUGCAGGCACUCACAGCCAGAAUGCGGGUAUGGCUUACAGCCUGAUCGCUGGACUGAGUACAGCAUACAGACAAUGGAGCCAGAUAACCUGGAACUAAUCUUUGACUUUUUUGAGGAAGAUCUCAGUGAGCAUGUAGUUCAGGGUGAUGCACUUCCUGGACAUGUGGGCACAGCAUGCCUCCUGUCAUCUACCAUUGCUGAGGGUGAGAGGAGUGCUGGAGUCCUUACUCUGCCCAUCAUGAGCAGAAAUUCCAGAAAAACUAUAGGCAAAGUCAGAGUUGAUUUUAUCAUCAUCAAGCCGUUACCAGGAUACAGUUGUUCUAUGCAGUCUUCAUUUUCCAAGUAUUGGAAGCCAAGAAUACCACUGGAUGUUGGACAUCGUGGCGCAGGGAAUUCAACAACAACUGCCCAGCUGGCUAAAGUACAGGAAAAUACUAUUGCUUCUUUAAGAAAUGCCGCCAGUCAUGGUGCAGCAUUUGUAGAAUUUGAUGUUCACCUUUCAAAGGACUUUGUGCCUGUGGUAUAUCAUGAUCUCACCUGCUGUUUGACUAUGAAAAAGAAAAAAUUUGUGCAUACACAGAAAUUUGAAGCUGAUCCCGUUGAAUUGUUUGAAAUUCCAGUAAAAGAAUUAACAUUUGACCAGCUCCAGUUGUUGAAGCUUUCUCACGUGACUGCACUAAAAGCCAAAGAUCGGAAACAAUGUCUGGCUGAGGAAGAAAAUUUCUUUUCUGAAAACCAACCAUUUCCUUCUCUUAAGAUGGUUUUAGAAUCAUUGCCGGAAGAUGUAGGAUUUAAUAUAGAAAUAAAAUGGAUUUGCCAACACAGGGAUGGUGUAUGGGAUGGCAAUUUAUCAACAUAUUUUGACAUGAAUCUGUUCUUGGAUAUAAUUUUAAAAACUGUUUUAGAAAAUUCUGGGAAAAGGAGAAUAGUAUUUUCUUCGUUCGAUGCAGAUAUUUGUACAAUGGUUCGGCAAAAGCAAAACAAAUAUCCCAUAUUAUUUUUGACCCAAGGGAAAUCUGAUAUUUACCCUGAACUCAUGGACCUCAGAUCUAGGACAACACCAAUUGCUAUGAGCUUUGCACAGUUUGAAAAUAUUUUGGGGAUAAAUGCUCAUACUGAAGACCUGCUUAGAAACCCAUCCUAUGUCCAAGAGGCAAAAGCUAAGGGAUUGGUCAUUUUCUGCUGGGGUGAUGAUACCAAUGACCCUGAAAACAGAAGGAAACUGAAAGAAUUUGGAGUAAAUGGUCUAAUAUAUGAUAGGAUAUACGAUUGGAUGCCUGAACAGCCAAACAUAUUCCAAGUGGAGCAGUUGGAGCGCCUGAAGCAAGAAGUGCCGGAGCUUAAGAGCUGUUUGUGUCCCCCCGUUAGCCACUUUGUCCCUUCUUCUUUCUGCGGGGAGCCUGAUAUCCAUGUAGACGCCAACGGCAUUGAUAAUGUGGAGACCGCUUAGUUUGUAGUGCGCAGAGGACGUUUGGGGGCAUACACCACUGCUCUGAUGUUUCAUCGUUGAGCACUGCUUCUCUGCCUUUUAGGUUUCUCAGUCCAAUGAAGCAAUAAUGAAGUAUUUUACUAUUUCAUUACAGUUUCUGCAAGAAUAUCAAGUAUGCUAUUUAUCACUUGGCCAGGUAUAAUUACCAAUCAGUCUGUACAAUGAGAAAAUGUACUGUUAAUAUUUUCAAUGGGAUAUCUAAGCCUAUAAUGUUGAAUCUUCAUUAAAAGCAUAAUACUUAGAAAUUAAUUAUAUAAAUAUCUGAUAUUUAAAGUUCAGGCUUUUCAUUUAAUUAGGUCUUAAAUCUUCAGUGCUUGAGAAAAAUGAUUGCAUAAUUAUACCUGACCAUGGAAAAAAUAAGUACCUCAAAUGCAUGCGUUUGCACUGGUGGCUCCAGCUGUACAGAUCUCUGUGUCAUCUGUGUACAUAGGUAUCUUUACAUGAGUUGAUAUGGACAUGCACCGUUUUCAUUCAGUAUAAACCUCAGACUGCUGCCAUUUCCCCACUGACCCAAACCAGCCUGCAGAUGAACCAUGACAUUUGUUUCACAAACCUUUCAAAACUGUUUUGCAUAAAUGUUAAAAUUCAAGAAUGCUGCAGGGUAACUUAAUGUAUAAAAUGUUAGUAAGAAGUAUAUAUUGCAUAUAUAGUAGUAUAGAUCACAAUAUAUAAAUUUGACUCAAUGCAUGCUUUAGGUUUUAAGCAUGAGAUUGUACAUGUUUACUCGUAAGUCCUUGCAUCUGGUGCUAGGUGAGUGAGAAGAUGUCAAGGACUGAAAAUAUUUUGUCACCUAAAAAAAAAGUCUGUUUGUAGACACUUUGAAUAUGCUUAUUUAGUGUCUCACUACCUAGUAAACGUAAUUGCUCUGUGUGUGUUACACAGUAGUUAAAUUCCUAUGCAGAAAAAUAAAUGUCCUGAAUUCUCAAAUUGGUAUUCUUUAUUGUUUAAUAUAUAUAUCAUGUAUGUAAUUUAUUUAGUAAUGUAGAAUGUUUUACUGUGUAUAAAUGCAUGUUUUUAGGAUUAUACUAAGAUUUCUUCAUUAGAAAGCAGAUUGUAUUGAUAAAACUGUAACUUCAGAAUGAAUGUUAAAUAAAAUGACAGAUUUAUUUUUUUUCUUUAUCUUAAAAAUGAAAUUUCAAGAAGGUGUUACUUUUAUAGAAUGGUUUAUAAUGGUAUUUUGACAAAUAGGAAUUUCCUUCUGAUCAUACAGACUGGCUCACUCCUCUUUCUCAGUGUGUUCCUACUGAGGCAAGUUGUUCAUGUAUUGACAGAUUUUGACAGGAGCCAAGAACCUAAGAUUUGAAAUGACAAAGUGUACCUUGGUUUUGUUUUUUGUUUUUUUGAGAUGACCUGUGGAGUCCUGGCUGUCCUGGAACUCACUGUGUAAACCAGGCUGGCUUUGAACUCUCAGAGCCAUCUGCCUGCCUCUGCCUCCUGAGUGCUAUUAAAGUCGUGCGCCACCA